GUGUUGUGUAUAAUUUUUUACACUCUUUUUUUGUUAUUUUAUUGAUUGUAUUGUGUGUGUUGCAGUAGAAGAAGAAAACGGGUCUUUUGUGUGUUUAUUGUUGUUGUCUUCGCGUCAUCUUGUUGUUGGUGGUAAAGGAAAUAAUCUUAAGAGUUGUGUUUAUAUGUGGGUGGGUGUAAGGAAACACUCUGUUCGUUCGUUCGUGUGCAUAAACAACAAUAGCAGCACCAAAAACAACAAACGAUACGAAAAGAAGCGAAACAGCGAAACACAAACGUAAAGCCGUAAAUUUUUUCUGAAACAAAUGUGAAAAUUGCCCAGAAAAAUUGUGGGUCGUUAAAUACAAAAACAAAGAUCCAUUGAGGAUUUAAAAACGCCUACGCGCAAAAAAUUAAUGCAUCCGAAAAAAAUUGAGAAAAUAACCAGAAAUAUACUCGUUUUCGGGUGUUAAAACAAGUCAUAAUAAAUACACAUAAAAAAUACAGUGCAAGCAAUUGAAAAGAAUCGUUCGUUUGGUCGGUCGGUCGAAAAAGAAAUGAGAUUUUGUAUCGGCUUUUUUUUGCAGGCAUUAUUAAGUUGUUGUUGUGUGGUGUGUGUGCAAAGUGCAUUAUCAUACUUUUACAAAUUUACUCUACUACUCCAAUCUCCUUGUCAGCAGUAACGCAUAAAACUUGCAUACACAUAUCGUUUUUCAAUUUUAUCGCUUGAGUUGCGGGUUCUUGGUGAAUGACUGUGCUAUCUAUCCCAAACCCCGUCCCUUAGUCGAUAUUUACUUUGUCUGCUGAACAACGUUUGGGGCGCUCGCUCUCAUUUGCAUACACUUAGGUAAGAAGAGUGAGUGUAUGCGCCUCCUUCCUCGUUCUCGUCCCUCGCAAGUGUGACUUUUGCACAACAAAGUAAUAUUGUGCCAUCAUCAGUAACCGUGUGCUGGGGCCUUAAGUGAGUAGAGAGUGAGUGAAUGAGUGUUGCAUAGCUGUGCCAUUCUGCUGUCUUGUAUGUCUCUUCAUCGUCCAUCUCUAUCAGAACAUCAGUCAUCAGUAGUAGAGUUAUUGUGUUGUAGUUUGUUGUUGUCGCCUACUGCUUGUGCUUGUGACCAGAAACCAACCAACAUCAUAUAAACGACUUUGAUGUUAUUAUUGCCUGUGGCUUAAAGCAAAAAUCAAAUGUAAUAUGGAUUGCAGUCUUGCAGAUCGACAGUCGUCAUCAUCAUCAUCAACAUCGUCGUCAUCUUCAACGCCACAAGUUCUAAACAACCAUAAUCAUCAUCAACAGCAGCAGCAGACACAGCAUAAUCAUCAACUACCACACCAAUCGGUUCAUUAUCUGGACGAAACGAUUAAAAAUCUCACCAAUCUAGCCGAUACUUGCCAGAGUAUUGGCAAAAGUGCCAUUGCAACUACUGCUGGUGGCCAGAGCAACAGUUGCUAUUCCAGUCCCUCCAAAUUGCAGGCAGUAGGUGGUGAUUAUUAUCAAAAUUUUCUCAACUCCCAAUUGCCGGCCACAUUGUCUGGAGGCGCCAGCAGCAGCGGCGGCGGCUUGUUGUCCUCCUCGCCAGUUGUAGCUGGGGCAGCUGGAGUUAAGUUACGCAAAUAUUCUGAUCGCUGUCUGAACUUGUCAUCUUCCCCCGGCGGUGUUGGUGAGGGUGGUGGUGUUGGCUCCUCCUCCUCGUCAUCCUCACAUUCAUAUCGCAUUUCAAUGGCCAAUCUGGAAGAAACACAAGAGUCCGAACUUGAUGUCAUAUUGGGCGAGCUAAGUCUGCUCGAAGCACAAAUAGCCACAGGUGAUGCAAAUUUUCUGCCGGCUGCAGGAGCGCCCGGAGGCAUGUGCACUCCCUCCUCCACACGCACACAUUCACGCACAAAUUCCACAAUUUCGGGGGCCACCUCAAUAUCUGGCUCCUCAGAGGGCGGCAGCAGCAGUACUUCACAUUCUUUAUGUUCCUCAUCGGGUAUAUCGGAAAACGGUAGCCAUGCUAGCCAUAAUCCUUCCUUGCAAUCAACAAACAAUGGUCCUACAACACAACUGAGAGAACCCCGCACCGAAUCGCCCGACAAUGAUUCGGCUUUCAGUGAUACCGUGUCGCUGUUGUCCAGCGAAUCUUCGGCCUCCUCGGGCAUGAGUUCGGCGCUGCAUCAUAAGCGUCUUAUGCAUCAUCAGCAUCAACCGGUGCUGCCGCUGUCGGGCAACACAAAGGCGGCCAAAAUACAAUUGGCCUUGCAUAAGUUGGAGACGGCACCCAUUAGACGGCUGUUUGUGAAGGCCUUCACCUCGGAUGGAGCUUCCAAAUCAUUGUUGGUCGAUGAGCGUAUGACGUGCGGGCAUGUGACACGUUUAUUGGCCGAUAAAAAUCAUGUACAAAUGCAACCGCAAUGGGCUUUAGUAGAGAAUCUAGGCGAUUUACAAAUGGAACGUCUCUUCGAAGAUCACGAACAAUUGGUGGACAAUCUAAUGACCUGGAAUUCCGAUGCUGGCAAUCGUGUACUCUUCCAACAACGCUCCGAUAAAAUAUCCCUCUUCAUACGUCCUGAGCUGUAUUUACCCGGUCCACAAAUGGCCCCUGGCAGUCAGCAUGAUGAGCACACGCGCUCCAUGCUUUUGGAGGAAUUUUUUGAGACCAAUGCCGAGAUACAGGUCGAUGGGCCUUUGUACAUGAAGGCCGAUCCCAAAAAGGGUUGGAAACGCUAUCACUUUGUAUUGCGCAGUUCCGGCCUUUACUAUUUUCCCAAAGAAAAAACUAAAAAUGUGCGUGAUUUGCUAUGUCUCACUCUGUUCAAUGGCUACAAUGUCUACAGGGGUUUGGGUUGGCGCAAAAAAUGGAAAGCCCCUACCGAUUACACCUUUGGUUUUAAGUCUGCCGUAGACUCCAGCUUGGGCAAAUCGUGUCGUACUUUGAAAAUGCUAUGUGCCGAGGAUUUGGAAACCAUGGAGAAAUGGUUGACUGCCAUACGAGUGGCCAAAUAUGGCAAACAAUUGUGGGAUAAUCACAAAGCCUUAAUGGACGAAUUGACCAUGGGCAGUGAUGGCAUUUCUCAAAGUAGUUUUGCUGUGUCCAUGCGUUCCGAGUCCAUAAGCAGCAUUUCUUCGGCAGUACCUUCUCAAUGCGGCAGUGUUUCUUCGGCCAUUUCCAGCAUGUCAGCCUCCUCCAGUGGGGGACGAGUAUCGCGGGCUUCUUCCUCCUCCUCCAGCGGUUGUUUGUCGGAUGACAAUAAUGGUUUCGAUUCGGAAUUCACCACAGGCACCAUAAAACGCAAGCCCUCCAUGAAGCCCAAUCUGCCUUUGACUACCAUGACCAGGCAAUUGAAGGAAGUGGGCGAAAUUACCCAGGCCGACAAUGAUGAAUUGAAUACCUCGCCCGAGCACAGUGGCACUUUGACCAGGCGCCACAGCCGGCGAAAGUCACAGGAAUCCAAUGGCAGUGGCACGCUGAAGCGACGCCCUGCCGGUGCCAGUGCUGCUGCGGUAAUGAUGACUGGCCUCACCAAGCGCGGUUCGGCGGAGAGCAUGAAUGCCAAUAAUUCCUCGGGCUCUUCGAAUUCCACUCCCACACCAACGCCCAGCAUAUGUGCAAAACCUUUGGUGGCUGCAUCAUCAGUUUAUCAGGACAGUCAGUUGCCCCCACCUCCGCCUUCGGUCUUGAACAGUGUGGGCGGAGUAGAUGCGAUGAGCUCUUCUACUUUGUCCUUGGACUCUCUGCCUCCACCACCUCCCCCAGCAGCCUUAAACGAGAGUGAACAUGAUGUCUAUGGAUCACAAUUGUCAUUGGUCUCAUUACCUCCACCACCGCCACCUGAAGAGGUGGCCAUGACACCGACCACACCCACGGCGGCGCCCCCUAGCAGCAUAAUGUACACAACGGCAACGGUGCACAAAAUGCCACCGCCUGCGGUACCAGCCAAGCCCAUUAAGCCGGCGGUGAAGACAGCACCACCCUACAAGAAUCCUCCCGAUUACAAAGGCAAUCAGUGCAACCAAAUGAGCAAUAACCAGCCACCACCACCACCUCCCACACAAAAGAAGGUCUCCUUUGCCGAUUCGCCGGUGCUUCUGAGAAGGAAAAUGCAUUCGCCCGAACCGCAGCACCAGGAGCCUUUCUAUGCCCCGGGGCCGCUGCCACCGCCAAGAAACGAUCUCACCAGACUUUCAAACUGUUCUUCGACCAUCUCAUCAGUGUCGCAGCAGGACUAUGGGUCUCCCAAGCGCUUGCAGGAGUCUCAAUCAAAUCCUCCCAGGGAUUUCCUAAAGGAUUUGCAAAGAGUAAUGCGCAAAAAAUGGCAGGUGGCCCAAAAAUGCAAACUAGAGCCGGCCACCACACCCCACGAGGUCUUGGGCUUCCGAGACUUUUCCUCCGAAGAGCUGUUGGCCCAUAAUCUAAACUCAAAUUCCCAUUUCUAUAGAGAAACUGCUAAUGUCAGCAAUUGGGUGCAAGAACACUAUGGAGCGGGUGUGGCCUGUGAACCUCCACCACUCAAUGAAUAUGCACUCUAUGAAAAUAUACACACAAACUCCGCCAAUAAUGGGGUAGUUGAAGGACAACAAUAUGGCCAUGCUCCCGCAACAAUGCAGGCACCACCUCCUCCACAAAUGGCAACGGCGUCAGCGGCGGCGCACAAUGAUAUGGCCAAGCGAAACAAGCGACCUCCACCACCGCCACCAAAACGCAGCGAUUCCACGCAUUUGACGCAUCGCGUUUAGUCUUUUCUGGGCACGUGCUUUAGGGCACGAGGCUUCUGGCAGAAAUGAGCAGCAACUAGUUGUAGAAAAAUUGCAAAGCAGCAGCCGCCAAAAAACAAAAACAGAACAGAGUAGCAGCAUCAAAAUUUCGAAUAAUAAUAUAUUUCCAUAUUUGGCGAUCACUACUACCUACUACCACUACCACAAAAACAACUACUAUACAUAUACAUAAAUAUUUCAAAAAUUAACUAAAAGCCUAGACUCCAUAUAUAGAAAUUUUUUUAAAAGAAUUUUGUUUUGUGUGUAAUUUAAAUUUUAAGUAUUUAAAAAGUGCUUUUAAAAAUAUUUCGUCAUAAGUUUUAUCUCAAAAACAAAAAAGCAAAUCAAAACAAAAACCGGCAUUCAUUAAAUAAUUCAUUGCGUCUAGUUUCUUAAGCUAAGUUCCUUUGUUUAUGAAUUGUAAACUAACAGUGUUUUCUUAUUUUUUCUUUCUUUCUUGUAAAAUGUUUGUUAUACAUAUAUACAAAAUUAUACACAUACACACAUUUAUACACUUCUCUUUAUACGUUUAGUUUAUAUAUACAUACAUAAAUAUAUGCAAUGAAUUUCGAUUAUUCGCUACUGCCUUAAAGUAUGCAAUAAAUUUUAUUUAAACUAAAAAUACAAAAAAAAACACAAAAUUCUG
Stomoxys calcitrans (stable fly) is the source of this 5356-nucleotide messenger RNA. It is a transcript of the gene pico, whose product is annotated as amyloid beta A4 precursor protein-binding family B member 1-interacting protein. The transcript is spliced from 3 exons. NCBI's taxonomy places the organism in Eukaryota, Metazoa, Arthropoda, Insecta, Diptera, Muscidae. Gene Ontology annotation, biological process: signal transduction. The record is from RefSeq and is a predicted model, not a curated record. The coding region runs from base 1171 to 4692 and encodes 1173 amino acids.